AUGUCACAGGGAACUCAAAAUGAUUUAGACUUAUUGAUAACAUCAUCGUCAUCAUCAUCACCAUCGGCAACACCUAAACCAGAAUUUCAGAAUAUUAGACAUGAAGUUGAAUUUGAAGGAGAAAUCUUAACCAUAGAUUCAACUAAUUGGAGGUUAUCUAAACUAUUAAAGCUUCAGAUUUUAACUUCAUUUGCUGUAUUCAUCUUAUUUGGAUUAGCCGAACAAACAGUGGGUACGAUUCUUCCAAAAUUACAAGACCAUUACUCUAUUAAUGAUAUACAAAUUAGUUUCAUAUAUUUUUGUUCAGUGACUGGUUAUUUGGUCACCGCCAUGGUUAAUAGUAUCACACAUGAUUAUUUGGGUAUUCGAGGAGUCGCUGUACUUGGUUCUACUUCCAUGACGCUAGCAUAUUUAAUAAUUUCGCACAAACCUCCGUUCUCUGUUUUCUUGAUUUGUUACUUUAUGAGUGGAGUUGGAUUUGGGACAUUGGAUGCGUCUUUAAAUACGUGGAUGGGAAAUUUAACAGAUUCAAAUCAAUUAUUGGGUAUUCUACAUGGAUGUUAUGGAGUUGGUAGCUUGAUUUCUCCAGCAUUGAUAACUUAUCUUUUAUCCAAGCCGGAGAAUCGGUGGGAAUGGAAUAAUUAUUAUGUCGUUUUGAGUGUAAUUGCAGGAUUGUGUUUGACAGCAGUGAUUUUGACUUUCUUGUAUGAAACUCCUAAGAAGUACAAAUAUAUGGCACAAUUGCGCCAUGAAAAAGCCAAACAACCAAACAUAAUGGAGAUGGAAAUGGAUUUGUAUAAAAAUAGUACCAAUGAACAAGAAUUUGAAGUUGAAGUUGAUGACUUUGAAAACAAUGGUUAUUCCGAUAAUAAUGAUGACGAUAGCCAUACUGCUAGCUUUACACAAACGUUGAAGUCACCAUUAGUUUGGUCAUUUGCUAUCAUCCUAUUUAUUUAUGUUGGUGGUGAAGCAGCGUUCGCCGCCUGGAUGGUUUCAUUUUUAACAAGAAUGGAUAUAUUAGAUUAUGUUGGGGCUUCUCAUAUGGCAACAACUUUUUGGUGUGGAGUAACAAUUGGUAGAAUCUUUCUUGGAUUUGUUACUGCUCAUUUCUUUAGUACAGAACUAUGGGCUAAUUUUGUGUACAUUCUUAUCUCAUUUAUUGGUUGUGUGAUGUUUUACCUUCUAGCGUUCACUCAUUGGACAGUUCUUUUGUUUAUUGUGGUGUUGAUAACCGGAACUGCAGUCGGUCCUAUUUUCCCUACUACAAUUGUCUCACUGGUCAAUAUCUUGCCUGUCAAAUACCAAGUAUCUGGAAUUGGAUUUAUUUGUGCCUUUGGAGGUGGUGGUGGUGCUGGAAUGCCGUUUCUUAUCGGGCUUUUAGCUGAAUCAAGUGCUGCGGGUCUCCGCAACUAUCCACUAGUUAUCAGUGUUAUGUUUGGUAUUCUUCUAGUAGUAUGGCUAUUGAUAAUGAGAAAGUACUCCAAGAAUUAUAAGCGAAAUAAUUUAUAG
Messenger RNA from Candida tropicalis MYA-3404, 1509 nucleotides. RefSeq lists its product as uncharacterized. Bases 1 to 1509 code for a protein of 502 amino acids. The transcript has a single exon. NCBI's taxonomy places the organism in Eukaryota, Fungi, Ascomycota, Pichiomycetes, Serinales, Debaryomycetaceae. Gene Ontology annotation, molecular function: transmembrane transporter activity. Gene Ontology annotation, biological process: transmembrane transport. The record is from RefSeq and is a predicted model, not a curated record. Gene Ontology annotation, cellular component: membrane.